This is a messenger RNA of Bursaphelenchus xylophilus (pine wood nematode), 2009 nucleotides long. The record is from the annotation of a GenBank genome assembly. Lineage: Eukaryota; Metazoa; Nematoda; Chromadorea; Rhabditida; Aphelenchoididae.
AUGCACUUCGGAGACUGGGAUCUGAGGCCGCUCGUCUUGCUGGGACUGCUCGGACUACUCUUUGUUGGACGUGAGUUCUUUUUUUUGAAAAGUUUGCAUCAGAAUAAUGUUGUCAGCGGAAAGGCUGAGAAUUCUUAAAUCGCCAAGCUUUCUAAACAAAUUUUCCCAUAGUUCCGUUUGCCGUUUUCUGUAUGUAGGCAAAUUUGAAAAAAAUGGGAUACCUUUUUAUUAGCCUUGUCUCCAAAUUUUUUCCAUAAUUUCUUUAUCAAUCUAAAAUUUGAUUCGAUUUACUCUAUUAUUUUCCUACUCACAUUAAAUUCCAUAACUUCAACCAUAUGGCUUUGCUAAUCUAAUGAGUAUAAUUUUCAUUAAAUUCCCCUUUUUUUAUGGACCCUUUAUGUAAAUUUAAUCAAAAAUUUUGAUGACCUUCCCAACCUUCAAGAAGAAUUUGGGUUCUUUUUAUCUUCAAAAAUCGGAUUUGCUUCGAAUUCAGGAUAAAAAACGUCAAGUCUAAUUUGCUAUGCCGCCUCAAUGUCCUAUCACAGAUCAAUGUCAUUUAAGAAGACUAAUAUUAAACUCGAAAAACAAUUUCAAAACACGCUCGACUAACAAGCUUUUCAAUAGCAUUUUGUAAUGAAUUUUAUAUUUAAUAUACCUGCAAUUUCGUUUUCACGAAAAGUGAUUUAUGGCCGGUUUUUUGCAGAAACAAGCGCUGAAGGUCAUCCUGAGUCAUGCUCCGCCGAACAGAUUCUCACAUCGCCGUGCCGUUGCUGUAAAAUGGACUGUUGGUACACGAUAGCCAAGGUAGGUUCUUUACCUUGCUGAUACGUCUGGUAAAAAUUGUGGCACGCAUUUUAAAAACGGGUUUUUUUAGAUUUUUUUGAAAAUAACGACAAAAUAUUUUUUUGAUACAAAGUUCAAUACUUUUUUAUCUGAAACAAGCCCAAAGAAUGACCAAAAUGUCAAAUUUAAUUUCAAAUCUAUGUAAUAUCAGUGCAAGUCAUCCACAGAAUUUAGAUUUGUGUGGUGACAAAAUUUUGCCAUCCGAUUGGUCAAACAUCAAUAUUUUGUACCUUUUUUGCCGCUUGGAAAAGCCUUUCCACGCACUAUGAAUUCUCGAUCUUGAGCACUAAAAUAGAAUUUAAGUUUACCGUGACGCGCCCAGAAUCUAAUACGAUGCCGCCUACACCCGGCGUUCUAAAAAUAAAAAAUUCCGAAUUCAAUUUCUGAAAUCUCUUCCUCAACUCGGAUAAAAUCUCGAGUUAGGAAAGCACCUUUCCCACAGUAAUCAAUUCAGAAUUUAUAUUUAAUCUUAUAGACAUUGUGGGUAGAUUAUACUGCAGUAUAAAAGUAAUAUAAAAUUAUGAAUUUUUAAGAGAAGACGGUAAAUAAAAAUUUCCGAGUUAAUGGUAGAGUGAGACGAUUAUGGAGGAGUUGCAGGUGCUUUGGAAACGCCAUGCUUCAUUCAUUUAAAUGCGCAUUUAUAAGUUACUGUUAUGCGCAAUUUCAAUGAAAUAUUAUAUAAUCGUAAACGUGCAAAAAUAGAGGAUAGAAUGUAGAGGGUUUGAUGCAUCAUAAUUGCGGCAUAGACAGUAAAUCGAUUUUUUUGGCAUGAAAAUAAAUAUCAGUACCUUUUUGCGAUAACAAAUUCCAAGCAAAAUUAUGGAGAGUACAGUCAAAGAAAUAUUUUUUAAUCUUUCCCAAAACGUCUGAUCUUAAAGGAUUCUUUGUUUUGUAAUUGGAGCCUUUCUCCCAUUCAUCCAGAACUAAAUUAUCAACAAAUUUUUGAAUAUGAAUCUCCUUUUUUUCCCUCAUUCAUCCUCUAACCCUUUCAAUUCCAGACCGCAACACACGAGCUGGGGCAUGUCCCCGGUCAGGCUGGCGAGAAUGAGGCCCUCGCCACCCUCAAGUUGAUCCGCGCCUGCAUGAUGGAGGAAUGCGCGGAGCUGUGCCCGCAACGGACCCCCUUCCGCCCCAAUCGACUGCUCGCGCAGGCGGCGGAGGAGUGA